CAGACAGACUCCACAACAGGAUAUACCAGCGCAGUGCCGGGACAGCAGCCUCCUGACCCCCUCAACUGUUUCUCUGGAGCUUAAACCUUCCCGGUUUAGCUUCCCAAGAUGGACCUGAAGGUAACAAGCCUUGUCCUCGUCCUCCUCGCUUUGGCUGAGGCGACCGCUGAUCGGUACUACCAUGUGCCAAAAAUGACCAAGUCGGCCUACCCGGUGAAGAGCCAAGCCGUUACAGGCCAGCCAGGUCCUCCAGGUGAGCCAGGUGAGCCAGGACCAAUGGGGCCCUCUGGACCUCCUGGAAAUAGUGGUAGGGGACAUACUGGACAACCAGGCCCUCCAGGUCCUCCCGGACCCCCUGGCUACUCUCAACCUGGUAAACCCGGUGCCUCAGGUGGCCAUGGAAAACCAGGAAGCCCUGGCCUCCCUGGUCAGAGUGGUGAACGUGGUGCAACUGGACCAAUGGGUGCCAGAGGUGCACCUGGUUCCCAUGGAUCUCCUGGACCUGCUGGAAUUUCUUCAAGUGGAAAACCUGGAACAGCUGGCUUCCCUGGAGCAGUGGGACCAAGAGGUCAGUCUGGUUUGAAGGGACAUCCUGGUAUUCCAGGUCUUCCUGGGUCCAAAGGAGAAAGAGGCUUUGGAGUUUCUGGGGUUCAAGGACCACCAGGCGCAGUUGGAUCAAUGGGCCCAUCUGGAAUGCCAGGCAAACCUGGAGUUGGUAUACCUGGUGCCACUGGCUAUCCCGGAGAACCUGGCAAGGGUGGUGUGCCAGGAAGAGAUGGCACUCCUGGGCCGAUGGGUAUGCAAGGACCAAAGGGUCACACUGGGGCUCCAGGUAUAGGAGCAUCAGGAAAACCAGGCCAGAAUGGUAACCCAGGAAUGCCUGGACCUAUGGGUUCUAAAGGUCCACAGGGUUCAGCUGGUCAGCCAGGCUCAACUGGCAUGCCAGGUGUUGGCAAAACAGGUGAACAUGGAUUACCAGGUAGCAGAGGAGCCUCCGGUACUUCAGGAACCACUGGUCAGAAAGGUGAGCCAGGCCCAACUGGUUAUUCUGGUCGGCCAGGUGCUCCUGGUCCUAAUGGCCCAGCUGGUUCACAGGGUGCAAGAGGAUUCCAGGGUGAGGGAGGCCCACAAGGAUCUAAAGGCGACACUGGUAUUGCAGGUGCACCAGGCUCAAGGGGAACCAAGGGUGAACAGGGAGCUCAUGGUUUCAAUGGAAAACCAGGUUCCCCAGGGGUAGCAGGUUCUCCAGGAAAUCCAGGGCAGAAUGGUCCUCAAGGUCAAAAGGGCGUACAGGGCCAUGAUGGUCCCUCAGGAAUGCCCGGUGCAAAUGGUGCCUCAGGACCAAAAGGACACACAGGCCUCCCAGGAGGACCAGGAAAAGGUGGUGAGAAUGGAAGGCCAGGAUCUAUGGGACCAGUUGGGCCCCCCGGUCCAUCAGGUCCCUCUGGACUUAAGGGCCAUCCAGGUCUUCCAGGCUCACCUGGCCCAGCUGGCAUGACAGCUAAGGGAAUUGCUGGUCCUAUGGGUCCAACUGGAAAUCCUGGUCCCAGAGGUCAAGAUGGUCACCCAGGCUCUGCCGGUCCUCCUGGUCCUCCUGGCCAACCGGGAGAGAUAGUCUACCACCAUGAGAAGAGCAUGCCAAUCAAGUCCCACGAAGUUGUAAUGUCUCAUGAGAUGGUGAAGGCUCCCAUGUCCGCCUUCAGUGCUGUGCUGACCAGGGCCUACCCCUCAGCUGCAACUCCUAUUCAGUUCAACCAGGUUCUUUACAACGGGGAGCACCAUUAUGAUGAUCACAGUGGCGUGUUUACCUGCCAGAUCCCAGGCCUCUACUAUUUUAGCUAUCAUGUGCAUGUCAAUGGUGCCAAUGCACUGGUGGCCCUCUACAAAAACGAGGAGCCAGUUAUGUUCACCUAUGAUGAGUACAACAAAGGCUUCCUGGAUCAGAUGUCAGGCAGUACUGUUCUUAUGUUGGAUGGAGGUGACAGAGUCUAUGUCCAGGUCCCCGAUGAGGAGAGUAAUGGCAUAUUUGCAGCAGAUAAUGUUCACUGCGCAUUCUCUGGGUUCUUGAUUGCCUCAACGUGAUUUCACAAAUCCAAAUAAACCUCAAAACCUAA
Messenger RNA from Cyclopterus lumpus (lumpfish), 2114 nucleotides. It is a transcript of the gene col10a1b, whose product is annotated as collagen, type X, alpha 1b. Lineage: Eukaryota; Metazoa; Chordata; Actinopteri; Perciformes; Cyclopteridae. The record is from RefSeq and is a predicted model, not a curated record. Gene Ontology annotation, molecular function: protein binding. Bases 109 to 2082 code for a protein of 657 amino acids. The transcript is spliced from 3 exons.